Fusarium subglutinans is the source of this 342-nucleotide messenger RNA. RefSeq lists its product as uncharacterized. The coding region runs from base 1 to 342 and encodes 113 amino acids. The record is from RefSeq and is a predicted model, not a curated record. The transcript has 2 exons. Lineage: Eukaryota; Fungi; Ascomycota; Sordariomycetes; Hypocreales; Nectriaceae.
AUGUCCGACCCAGGCAGCCAAAUCCGCAUCCAAGACAGCAAGGAGAGGCUCCAGCAGGCGUACAACUACGCUGUCAGCGCCAAAGAAAGCGCCGAGUCCGAUUUCCAGCAAGCGCAAGAUGCUGGAAUCGCCGACGGCCAGGACUUCAGACAAUGGGCCCCUGCAAAUGCACCUGCCUGGAGCGCAGCCCUAAAUACUUACCAAGGCGCAAAGGCUGCAUACGACGCGGCACUUCAAAAUGGAGACAACGAAGCUUUCCAAGCUUGGAAUCAGAAGUAUAGAGAGGCAGUGUUGGGAGACAACCCUGCAAGGCCCAACUACGAGGCUCUUGUCGAGCCUUGA